GACUGAGGAGAAAGCAAACCACACACAUUCUCCACCUUUAUCCUCGUUCUCUCUCCCAAGGCUCAACACCCAGCUUCUUUCCUACAAAAUUUUGCUGGAAAGAAGAACAGAGCAAAGAAAGAGGAGAUGGCAAGUUGCACAGUCCACACUGUUCCUUCCCUCCAUUCCUGCUCCAUCUCAAGGCCAGCUGCCAAGACCUACAACUUUGGCUUCAGCCAAAGGCAUCAUCAGUUUAUCUUCUUCCACAGUGGAAGGAAGAGCGCUUUUGUGUGCUCUGCCGAGAAGACAGUGGUGAUAGGGCUGGCAGCAGACUCAGGGUGUGGCAAGAGCACCUUCAUGAGGAGGCUGACCAGUGUGUUUGGGGGAGCAGCAGAACCGCCCAAGGGAGGGAAUCCAGACUCCAAUACCUUGAUCAGUGACACCACCACUGUCAUAUGCCUUGAUGACUACCACUCCCUGGACAGGACCGGAAGGAAGGAGAAGGGGGUGACUGCAUUGGACCCAAGGGCCAACAACUUCGACCUCAUGUAUGAGCAGGUGAAGGCUAUCAAGGAUGGAGUGGCCGUGGAGAAGCCCAUCUAUAACCAUGUAACUGGUCUACUGGAUCCCCCUGAGCUCAUCAAGCCACCCAAGAUCCUGGUCAUUGAAGGAUUGCACCCUAUGUACGAUUCCCGUGUGAGGGAUCUCUUGGACUUCAGCAUCUACUUGGAUAUCAGCAACGAGGUCAAGUUUGCAUGGAAAAUUCAGAGAGAUAUGGCAGAACGAGGACACAGCCUUGAAAGCAUCAAAGCCAGCAUUGAAGCCCGAAAACCUGAUUUUGAUGCUUACAUCGAUCCACAGAAGCAAUAUGCUGACGCUGUGAUUGAAGUCCUACCAACGCAAUUAAUCCCUGAUGACAAUGAAGGGAAGGUGUUGCGCGUGAGGUUGAUCAUGAAAGAAGGGGUGAAGCACUUUGCUCCCGUCUACCUCUUUGAUGAAGGCUCCACUAUUUCUUGGAUUCCUUGCGGCAGGAAACUCACUUGCUCCUACCCUGGCAUCAAUUUCUUCUAUAGCCCUGAGACAUAUUUCUCCAACGAGGUCUCAAUGUUGGAGAUGGACGGGCAGUUUGAGAGGUUAGACGAGCUGAUCUAUGUGGAGAGCCAUCUUAGUAACUUAUCGACUAAGUUCUACGGCGAGGUAACGCAACAGAUGUUGAAGCACUCAGACUUCCCAGGCAGCAACAAUGGCACUGGUCUCUUCCAAACCAUUGUCGGAUUGAAGAUCAGAGAUUUGUAUGAGCAAAUCGUUGCUGAGAGGGCAGCAGCUUCGGUUGCAGCAGCUAAACUUUGAGAGGAUAAAGAAGCAUUUCCUCCAUGAUUACAUCAGUUGCAAUUUUCCAAUUCUAUAGAAGAUUAAUUAAAUAGAUGUAAUUAAAUGUUGCAAUUAUUCUUACUCCCAAAAGGGAAAAAAAAAUCUUCGCAAUUAUUCCAAACUAUUUAUCCAAUAGAUGCUUUUGAGUUCC
Molecule: messenger RNA, 1501 nt
Organism: Zingiber officinale
Lineage: Eukaryota; Viridiplantae; Streptophyta; Magnoliopsida; Zingiberales; Zingiberaceae
Product: phosphoribulokinase, chloroplastic-like
Exons: 5
Coding region: 127-1329 (400 amino acids)
Biological process (GO): carbohydrate metabolic process
Cellular component (GO): cytoplasm; chloroplast
Molecular function (GO): phosphoribulokinase activity; ATP binding
Source: RefSeq, a predicted model, not a curated record